Vidua macroura (Pin-tailed whydah) is the source of this 901-nucleotide messenger RNA. RefSeq lists its product as uncharacterized. Lineage: Eukaryota; Metazoa; Chordata; Aves; Passeriformes; Viduidae. Bases 1 to 786 code for a protein of 261 amino acids. The transcript has 3 exons. The record is from RefSeq and is a predicted model, not a curated record.
AUGGGGGAGGACGGGGGUAACGAUUUCAUUUUAGAGGCUCCCCUUUUCCAAAGGGAAAUAAACCUUGACACAAACUUCAUCACGUCACAGAGAUGUAGACAGGACAGGCCCCGCAGUGACAGGCUGCGGCAUGGCAGGGAGAAGCCCAGGCAAUUCUGGCGGGGCAGCGGCUGGCGAUGCAGGACGCAGCAGGUACCCAGCCAUCCAGCCAGCCCGCCUUACCACAUCUACACAGUGGCGUUUACCUAUUCGCUCGCGCCGUGGCUGCCACGCAACCUAUCUGGGCGGCGGGCUGGCACAGCCCGCGGUCACCGGAGCGAUGCCGAAGAGGAAACUCCCGGCCCCUCUUCGGGCGAGGGGCGCGCUGCGGGCCGGCUCCGGGCGGGCAGCUCUCCCUCCUCGGCGGCGGCGGCGGCGGCGGGUGUGCUCCGCUCUGCGGCCAGCGGCGGGCAGCGUCCAUUGCAGCUCGGCGGGUCCGCGUCCGGAGUCCGGGGGCUCCGGCAGCCAGCGGGGGCACCCGGCCCCCGCUCCCCUAAACACCGCUGGCCAGGUGCGUUUAUUUCUCAUCCCGUCCUCUUCCCACAAAUCCACCGUCUGCGGCCGCCGAGCCCCAGCAGCAGCCCGGCCAGCCCCCGAGUCACCACCGAUCGCUCUCCCCUCUCGCUCUCUCUCUCUCUCUCUCUUUCCCUCUCGUUUCAAGCUCUCCCCGAGGAGGAAAUAGAACAGCGGGGCCGCUCGUCCUGCAUUUCACCGCGCGGGAGGCGCCGCCGCCGCCGGAACGCUUAAAACAAAGCGGAGAACAGUCACUUUCCACACUGUUCCCUUCCCUCCCCGCGCCGAGUAACGCGGCUGGAUAGGGGAGCUCGCCUAGCAGGGAUGAAAACCAAGGGGGGGGGGUGAA